Messenger RNA from Camelina sativa (false flax), 903 nucleotides. RefSeq lists its product as uncharacterized. Lineage: Eukaryota; Viridiplantae; Streptophyta; Magnoliopsida; Brassicales; Brassicaceae. The record is from RefSeq and is a predicted model, not a curated record.
ACCACCAAAACAAAACCAAGAUUUAAGCCGUUAUUUUCUCUCUCGCUGUGACCUGAAUAUCACAGCUCCGUCGUUUUAUCUUUUCACCCUUUCGUCGUCUUCGUUUGAUUUGUCUUCUUCUUCUUCUUCUUCCUCAAUCGUUUCAUCAAAGAGAGAGAGAGAGAUUCAGAAUCUCUCUUUCCCGGGAAUAAAAGCUCUAGAUAUAAAAUGGUGGAUUCCGGGAAAGAGUUUUUGAUGUUAGAUAGCUACAAUAGCAUCCCAUGGCUAAUUUGGAUCCAAUUGUUCGUCUUCGUCCUUCUCUUACUCCUCCUUUGUCUCGUCGGAGUUUUCUCCUUAGAUAUCGGAUAUAAUAGUUUCUCUUCUUCUUCUUCUUCUGAUUCUGUUCCUUCUACCUCCGGUUCAUCUCUUUCUAAGAGAUUUCUUUCUGGUAAUCCGGUUCCGAUUAGCCACCACGGUUUAGGUUUCUCCGUCAAUUCGAGUCACGUACAGUCCCAUCAGGUUGGAAGCUCUCAAAGCAUAAAAGGAGAGAUAACACCAGCUGUAACAAGGAGAGUGACGACAACAGAGGAAGAAGCAGAAGGUUCGUUGGAGAAAGAUUCGAGUCGUACUUUGCAUCAUCCGUGUAAUUUGUUUAGGCUGGCUGGAUCUGCGUUUCUAAAAUGUUUAGGGAUUGACAGGACUACCGAAGAGACCGAUGAUUCUUUGAGACACGAAUCAAAGAAAGAGAGAUGAUCGAUUCUCUUGUGAAUAGAAGAAAGAACAUAGUACAUAACACGUUUUUAUUAUGUGUUGAAUAUCGUAUAGCUAUUGAGUAGGAGAUUAAAGAGAAACUUGUAAGUGUAUAUGAAAAGGUGGAAAUUGUUGGGGUUAACACGAACGAGUUGACGCAACUCAUUUGUUUUU